AUGGCUCAUAAAAUUAAAACUGUUAGGGAGAAGCUAGAUGACAUUGCAAAAUAUAUGACCCAAUUCCAUUUUAUUGAGCAUCACUUUGAGAAACCAAUCUUGAAUACAAAAAGAGAAACACACUCUUUUGAACUUGUUGAAAAUGUUAUCAAGAGGGAAGAUGAUAAAAAUAAAAUCAUACAACUUUUGUUAGACUCAAAUUAUGAUGAGCAUGUCUCUGUUAUUUCCAUAGUUGGUAUUGGUGGAUUAGGAAAAACCACACUUGCUCGGCUUGUCUACGAUGACAAAAAGGUCAAGCGUCAUUUUGAUUUAAAAAUAUGGAUAUGUGUGUCUGAUGAGUUUAGUGUAAAAGAAAUUGUUAAUAACAUCUUAAAAUCUAUAAAUGCUGGAAAAGUAGGAUUUGAGAAUCUUAACUUUGAAGAGUUGCUGCAAAUCCUUUGUGAAAAAAUUAAUGGAAAAAAAUAUCUACUAGUUUUGGACGACAUAUGGAAUGAGAAUCGUGAGAAGUGCUUUCAAUUGAAAACACUACUAAUGAAUGAUGUGAAAGGAAGUAAGGAACUAGUUACUACCCGUAGUAAACAAGUAGCGAAAAUUACUAGCAGUUCUUCUAUGAUUUAUGAUUUGAAAAGCCUAACUGACGAUGAGUCUUGGUCUUUGUUUUCAAAAUUGGCAUUUGAAGAUGGAAUUGAACCAAAAGGUUUGAUACUAGUAGAAAUUGGAAAGCAUAUUGUAGCGAGAUGUGUUGGGGUUCCCCUUGCCGUAAGAACAAUAGGACGCUUACUUUAUGAGAAUAAUACAGAAUCCUAUUGGUUGCAUUUCAUGGAAGAUGAAUUGAUAAAAAUAGAUGAACAAGAAGAAAAUGAUAUCAUACCAACACUUAAGUUGAGUUACGAUCAUCUCCCCUCACACAUGAAACAAUGUUUUGCUUAUUGUUCAUUGUUUCCAAAAGAUUAUGUGAUUAGCAAGGAGUCAUUGAUUAAUCUUUGGAUGGCUCAAGGAUUUCUUCAAUCACCAAACACGAGCCAAUCUCUUGAAGAUAUUGUUAACGAAUAUUUUGUUUAUUUAGUUUAUCGCUCAUUUUUUCAAGAUGUAACAUACGAUAAAUAUAUGAUGACAUGCAAGAUGCAUGAUCUUGAAACUUUAGCUGUCAAACCUGAGUGUAUCUUGGCUAAGUUAGAUGCAAGAAAUGUUGAUGAAAGAAUUUGUCAUGUUUCAUUUGAUUCUAAAUUAGAGUCAUCAUGGAACGUUCCAAUUGCAUUCUCAAGGCAAAUCAUAUAA
Molecule: messenger RNA, 1278 nt
Organism: Pistacia vera
Lineage: Eukaryota; Viridiplantae; Streptophyta; Magnoliopsida; Sapindales; Anacardiaceae
Product: putative disease resistance protein RGA3
Exons: 1
Coding region: 1-1278 (425 amino acids)
Biological process (GO): defense response to other organism
Molecular function (GO): ADP binding
Source: RefSeq, a predicted model, not a curated record